GGGCAGCCCCGGCCGGGCCCCCUAUAUAAGUGGCGCGGGGUCCUACGGGCGCGGCCCUGUCACGCUCGCACGGGGAGGAGGCUGAGGCGGCGAUGGCGGAUUUUGAUGCUUAUGACGACCGGGCCUACAGCAGCUUCGGCGGAGGCCGGUCUCGUGGUGGUGCUGGCCCUGGUUCUCGUAAACAGAAAGAUCUGCCAACAGAACCCCCUUUCACAGCAUAUGUGGGAAAUCUACCGUUCAACACUGUUCAAGGAGACAUAGAUGCAAUCUUUAAGGAGCUCAGUGUAAGGAGUGUACGACUAGUCAGAGACAAAGAAACAGACAAAUUUAAAGGAUUUUGUUAUGUAGAAUUUGAUGAGGUGGAAUCACUUAAGGAAGCCUUGACAUUUGAUGGUGCACUCUUGAAUGACCGACCACUCCGAGUGGACAUAGCCGAGGGCAGAAAACAAGACAAAGGGGGCUUUGGCUUCAGAAAAGGUGCUGGGCCUGAUGACAGAGGAAUGGGAGGAGGUCCUCGAGAGUCAAGAGGAGGUGGAUGGGAACCUAGAGAUGACUUCAGUUCUGGCUUCAAAGAUGAUGAUUUCUUGGGAGGCCGGGAUAGAGGAACUCGUCCUGGUGGAGAUCGUCGAACAGGCGCCCCCCCAAUGGGGGGUGGUGGGACUGGUCGCUUUAGAGAUGGACCUCCCCUUCGUGGGACUUCCAUGGACUUCAGAGAGCCAACAGAAGAGGAAAGAGCACAGCGGCCCCGACUUCAGCUCAAACCUCGAACAGUUGCUACUCCCCUCAAUCAAGUAGCCAACCCUAACUCUGCUAUCUUCGGUGGAGCCAAGCCCCGAGAGGAAACAGCAAAAGAGCAAGAAUGAGCUUGGGGCUGAGGGAAUGGGAGUGGAGGGGCUGGGGGCGGGCAGGAGAAUAAGCAAGACAGCACAGAGUGACUAGCUCUGCUGGAACGUCUACCCUGCAGUUACCAUUCCUGCCAUCUGAUGCUUGUCCUCUUUGAAACCCAAAACACAGAGCUUGUGAAUGCAUGUCAGCUGUUAACAAGUGGUUUUUAGUAUGUUCUUGGCUUUGCUGUAUCUAGUGCCUGCUUUGUGCUAAGUUUUCCCUCCUCUGCUUUUCCUUCCAUCAUCUUUGAAGCACACUGUUUCCAGCAGGUAAAUCAGUGGCUGCUUCCACCAUUGUGGCAUCCUCUCUAGACUAAGGUGCUGCUUCACUUUCUCUUUUUUCUGAGUUUGUUUUACUUUAGAAGCACAGGUUAGACUUAAUUAUUAUCCAGUAUCAUUUUCUUUUGAUGUUCUCAGUGCUCCUCUUCUGACCUGCAUGUUUUGUUCUGUAUUGCUGUGGCUCUAAAGAGGUAAACUGAAGAGUCCUGGCAAGGUGAACAGUAUCAGUAAGCUAUACAGCCCCUGACCUUGUAGAAUUAGGUACCAUAUGCAAUGGUGAAUAAGAAGAUUACCAUAUACAACAGUAGAGCUCCAUAUAACUAAGAAAACAAAUUAGGUUGUCCUUUCCAAUGGUAAGGGGAAAAUAUCCCUUCUAAACAGAUAGAAGUAAAAGAGAAGAAAGAUCUCCAUUAAAAUAUCUGUGUAUAGUGUGCAAGGAAAUCCUCCGGGCUGACUGUACCUUGUAAUUGAUUUCACCAAGCCACUGUGGCUGUCGGUCUAUGUGAACAAAUAAAGCACUCGUUUCAAUAGGCAUACUAGAUGGGAAGAUGCAUCUGCCGUUAGGUUUUGCAACGUGCAAUCUACUUCUAGCUCCCCAAUGGUAUAAUGCUACAUUCUUUUGAACUUGCAGAUUGGUGCUAUAAAGCUUUGCCUGUUCUAGCACAUUACUACUGGCUGGCUCUUUCUGCUUACUAUUUCUUUAAGUUUUACAUGGUUGGUAAAUUUUUAAAUGAAGUUUCUACAAAUAAAGUUGACUUUUUAUUUUUG
This is a messenger RNA of Mauremys reevesii (Reeves's turtle), 1931 nucleotides long. It is a transcript of the gene EIF4H, whose product is annotated as eukaryotic translation initiation factor 4H. NCBI's taxonomy places the organism in Eukaryota, Metazoa, Chordata, Testudines, Geoemydidae. Bases 93 to 863 code for a protein of 256 amino acids. The transcript has 7 exons. Gene Ontology annotation, molecular function: RNA binding. The record is from RefSeq and is a predicted model, not a curated record.